AAUCUAAAUUCUUUUACGCACCACCACCACUAAGCGCAACACUUAGAACACGAGGUUCCAUUUGCGUGCCGGCCAUCAGUACUGCUGUUCCGACUCGCGCUGCCCGCUGGUCAUUUUUUUUUAAAUUUGAAUUAUUACUAAACACAAUAUCAAAAUGAGUACUGAAACUGUGAAUGCGUUGGUGUUCGACUACUUGAACUCGUUGGAUCAGAACCUUGCAAAUAUGUUCCAGACCAAGACUAAAGCCUCAAAACUACAGAGAGGGCAAACUAAAUUAACCCAGCUAAUUGAUGACCAUUUGAAGACUUCUAAAAAGACAAUUAAGUUACAGAAGAAAGGACCUUCUGUAGAUCAAAUAAUUAAAUUAAGUAAUGGCAAAGCAGCUAAAGUCGAGGAAGAAGAAUCUGAUGAGGACAGUUCCGAUGAUGAAGUACCACCUAAAUCAAAAAUCAAUGUUACAAAAGCAAAGAAGGUAGAAAAAAAAGAAGAAAGUUCUGAAGAAGAAAGCUCCGAUGAUGACGAUGAACCACCUGUUAAAAAAGCAUGCAUUGCUCCUGUUAAGAAACCUGUUGCUAAACAAGAAUCUAGUUCAGAAGAAGAGAGCUCAGAAGAAGAAGAAACUCCUGCCCCAAAAAAACCUAUUACUAAACCAGUCGUAAUGCCUCCUGCAAAUAAGAAAACCACUGCAGAAGAAGAAUCCUCUGAAGAUAGCUCUGAAGAAGAAAGUUCUGAAGAAGAAAAGCCUGCAGUAAAGAAAGCCCCUCAGCUCCCUGCUAAAAAGGUAGUACCUGUUAAAAAAGCAGAAUCUGAUGAAAGUUCAGAAGAAGAAAGUUCAGAAGAAGAAACUGUUGUGAAAGUUCCAGCUAAAGUAGUUGCUGCUAAAAAUGGAAAGAAAGAAUCUAGUUCUGAGGAAGAAAGUUCUGAUGAAGAAGAUACCCCUCCAGUUAAGAAAACUGCUGCUAAGCCAGCUGUCAAAAAAACUGAAGAAUCUAGUUCUGAAGAAGAAAGCUCUGAUGAGGAAACUGUAGUUAAGACUCCAGCUAAAGCUCCUGUUUCUGCAAAAAAAGCCCAAAAAGAAGAAUCUAGUUCUGAAGAAGAAAGUUCAGAAGAUGAAACCCCAGCUACCGCCAAACCAUUGAAGAAAACUGUAACUAAACCAGUUGUUGCUAAAGAAGACAGUGAUGAAGAAUCUGAUGAUGAUGACGAUGACGACGAGGAAGAAGAAGUUAAAAAGACUCCGAAUAGUCAGAUUAAAACUCAGCCAUUUGUCAAAGCAACUAAUGGAGAUGAUAAUAAAAUAUUAAUGGGAAACAUGGAUCAGUAUGAUAUUGGUAACAAAUCUUUUGACUCUGAUAAAAAGAAAAACCAGCACAAUAGGCGAUCAGAUCCUUAUAGACGUGUCCGUGAUGACAAUAUCAGUGUUGAUGAACGUCUUUUGGAUAAUUCACUAAAAGCAAAGAAAGGUCAAUAUGAAAAUUGGGGUAAGAAAGCUGCUCUAGACUUACAAUACACAAAAGGAAAAUCUUUUAGACAUGAAAAAACAAAAAAAAAACGUGGUUCUUAUCGAGGUGGACAAAUUGAUGUAGGUGUUAAUUCCAUUAAAUUUGACGAUUAAUUAUAUAAUCGUUUUGAACUUUUUAUUUUUUGAACAUUUAUUAUUGUUUUUAAAAACAAUUCCUAUCAUUAUUACAAUUUCAUUUUUUAACUAAAUAUAAACAAUAGUUUGUAAUUGCAUUUUCUUUAUUUCUUCUUAUAUAAUUAAACAAACUAUAGAUUCGUGUAUUUUAAGUUUUAAAGUAAGAUUUGUAUAUAGGUAAUAUUUAAGUGACUGUAAUUUAAAGUUAUGUAUUCAUUUUUGAAUUAAGAUAUAAUUUUAAUUAUUAUUAAUUACCUCUUUUAAAAAAUUUAAUGUAUGUUAAAAUAUAUAUAUUUUUUGAAAAAAAUAUAAGUGGUACCAUAAAUUGUUGACUGUUAUUGAUCUUUUUCCUAAAUUAUAGAUGAAAUAAAAUCUACCAUAUUGUAACUACUUCUUAGGUUGGACGAAACUUAUGUUUUACGACUCAUGAUAAAGUUUAAUCACUUUAAUGUAACUGUAAUUUAGGUAUGGAUUUUGCUUUUUUCAAUUUAAUAAUAAAUAUUGUUUUUUUAUAUUUUGAUUUUGAAGAUAAUAAAAUUUUAAUAUUAUUUGACUGAAUUAAA
Messenger RNA from Aphis gossypii (cotton aphid), 2199 nucleotides. RefSeq names its product nucleolar protein dao-5-like. The transcript is spliced from 11 exons. NCBI's taxonomy places the organism in Eukaryota, Metazoa, Arthropoda, Insecta, Hemiptera, Aphididae. Bases 155 to 1615 code for a protein of 486 amino acids. Gene Ontology annotation, cellular component: nucleoplasm; nucleolus. The record is from RefSeq and is a predicted model, not a curated record.